This is a messenger RNA of Pseudomassariella vexata, 672 nucleotides long. RefSeq lists its product as uncharacterized. The transcript has 3 exons. The record is from RefSeq and is a predicted model, not a curated record. NCBI's taxonomy places the organism in Eukaryota, Fungi, Ascomycota, Sordariomycetes, Amphisphaeriales, Pseudomassariaceae. The coding region runs from base 1 to 672 and encodes 223 amino acids.
AUGAGGCCAUGGAGGAGGGUGAGGACAGCCGGUCUUCUUAUCCUCGACGGGACUCUGGGCCGGGCCACGAUCACUAUCAUCAACGAACCCACUCGGGCUCAAGAUUUGAUUAAACGAUGUAUAGGCCCAUGCCGCAAGGGAAACCUGAAACGUGGAGAAAGAACAAAAAGAGGUCGGCUUCGACGUGUUUCUUGGUCUGGCCGCGGGUCUGGUCGGCCUACUUUAGUGUGCGGGUGGACUGUUGACGAAAAAAGUGACAUGGAAAAUAAAGUAUUUCGUGCCGUGCGGCUACAGCAAAUCGCGGGGGCAACGGCGGGUGUGGGAUACUUGGGACAUGAGGUCUCUCGUGGUAUAUCGGCCCAGCAAGGCAAGCCAAGACGCAAAGGCGCCAAAACGCGCCCUGUGGGGGUCUCCCGUUCUCCGCACGACAGCGACACGACUCUUUUUGCGAUUCGACGCGACGUGGGCGAGGACACGUCCAGUCGCGCACAAACACAUCACGGUUGCUGCAUCUGCGUGUCUGCCGUGUACGAACGAGACUCAUCGCGACAGUCUCCUGCCUCGGCCCAUGAGACGGUGAAUACUGCGACUUCGCAGCAAGCAGCAAAACUGCACUCACCACUCGCUCGAGUCUCGCUACAUCUGAAGCGCCAGUUCACCACCGCCAAAUGA